Phyllostomus discolor (pale spear-nosed bat) is the source of this 3420-nucleotide messenger RNA. It is a transcript of the gene ARID5A, whose product is annotated as AT-rich interaction domain 5A. Gene Ontology annotation, biological process: regulation of transcription by RNA polymerase II. Lineage: Eukaryota; Metazoa; Chordata; Mammalia; Chiroptera; Phyllostomidae. The record is from RefSeq and is a predicted model, not a curated record. Gene Ontology annotation, cellular component: nucleus. Bases 1236 to 3044 code for a protein of 602 amino acids. The transcript has 7 exons. Gene Ontology annotation, molecular function: transcription cis-regulatory region binding.
UACUCAUACAUUCACACUCACACAGCAUGCUCUCACACAUUCACACUCACAUGCUCACACUUGACUGUGGUUUGUAGAGGAAGCUUCAUUUCUCACUUAGUUCUGCUCAGCACCUUGGGCCCAUGGGGUCUAGCACACCUUAUAUUAUAGGUGGGGACACCAAGGCACAGAAGCAGUGACUGGCUUGAUAAAGAUGUACCUAUAUGGUGUCAGAGCCCCCUUCCCAUCUCUCCUCUGCCCCCUCAUCUGACUUCAGCAGGCUCUUGUUAGCACAUUAACAGUAGCGAUGUGAUACGCGGCUGCUGACCUGCUUGGGGAAUGCAGGCAAGGUUGCAGCCCCAAGCACAGAGCUUGGGUCUCCCUGCUCCCAUUAAAAAAAAACCUCUAGGCCUUGGGGUCGAUCCAGCUGUUCUGGUUCUGAGGUCCCACCUGUGCCAUUCAGGCUGUGUGUCUUCAGGCAAGUCACUGAACCUUCCUUAAUAUUAAUCUUAGGUAUCGUGUCUGUAACACAUGGGUAAUAACAUCCACUGGAUGGCUGAGGAUAUCCAGUGAGGCCAUGGUCCAGUCUGAGGCCUGCCAGGGCACCGACUGGAGCUGGUAGAGUGGAGAGCGUGGAAAGGGGAGGAGGGAAUGGCUGCAGAACAAGUAGAUGUUGGGGAGCACCCUCUUUGGGAGUUAGGGCUGAAACUAACUUCUUCACAGCUGUGGUUUUAAGUUCUGACUUCAACACAUGCUAUAAGUUAAACACAAAUCAGAGACUCCUAACACAGGAAGGGUCUUGAGGAGUCCCUUGCCCAGCCACUGCCACACCCACUCGCUGCCCAGAGAGGGACUGGGUCACAAGGGCCAGAGUUCGCCUGGCCCAGCCACCAGCCUCCCUUCUCUUCUUCCCAACCAUGAACUGGGGCAUGGAGGGGGCUAUGGAGCCGAUUCCUGUGCGGCCAAUUCCCACCCUCGAUUAUCAAGGCAUUUCUCACACUAUUAUCUCACUUCACAAGGAAUAAGCUUAAAAGGAAUGAGACAGGGCCUUAAGAAGGACCAUUUGAGGACCAUGAAGGGAGACCUGAAUCUAUGGUCCUGAAGGGGGAGAUGAAAUACAGAAGGGUGUUAUUUCUCCUCAGAGUAAUUUCUAGACUUAAAUACAAUUCAGUAAAAACCCAGUGGUUUCCCUUUUUUGGAGGGAAUGUAACAAAAUUUUCCAAAGGUUCAGAUGGCAUUUUUUAAACAGAAGAGUAAUGAUGACAUGCCUUCUGGAGAGGAAAAGGAAACAGUCAGAGGGGGGUGACCCCUUAGACCCACCUGUGUCCCCUCAACCCGAUGGUGAGCAGAGCAGGAGCCAGAGCCCAAUCCAGCUGGAGGACUCCCCUGAGGCAGGUGGGGAACUGGAGGAGGAGCAGGAGCGAGAGGAGGAGCAGGCCUUCCUGGUCAGCCUCUACAAGUUCAUGAAGGAGCGACACACACCUAUUGAGAGGCUGCCUCAUCUCGGCUUCAAGCAGAUUAACCUGUGGAAGAUCUACAAGGCAGUGGAGAAGCUGGGGGCCUAUGAGAUGGUGACCGGCCGCCGUCUCUGGAAGAACGUGUAUGACGAGCUGGGGGGCAGCCCAGGCAGCACCAGUGCGGCCACGUGCACGCGCCGCCACUAUGAGAGGCUUGUCCUUCCAUACGUGCGGCACCUGAAGGGAGAGGAUGACAAGCCACUGCCUCCCUCCAAGCCCAGGAAGCAAUACAAAAUGGCCAAGGAGCCUCGGGGGGAUGAUGGGGCCACUGAGAGGCCGAAGAAGGCCAAGGAGGAGAAACCGGUGGGCCAGAUGAUGCCAGGAAAGAACAAGAUGGACGUGGUCGAUCUGGUGAGGCCCCCCAGCCAAGAGCACCCCCAGGAUGGCACUGAACAGCCAGGCCCAGCUCUUGGGUCCUCUCUACCCUUCGUGGGUGUCAGCGGCUGCCCUGAGGCCUACAAGCGGCUCCUGUCCAACUUUUACUGCAAAGGGACCCAUGGGAUCAUGUCGCCACUGGCCAAAAAGAAGCUCCUGGCUCAGGUGAGCCGGGCAGAAGCCUUGCGGUGCCAGGAGGAGAGCUGCUGCCACGGGGCAGGCAGCCCUGAUGGGGAGCCCCAGGUGUCCCCAGCUGCUCGCCCCCCAGAGAGUCCCCGGAGCCCAGGAGGGCCACCUGAGAACCACAGGCACCGGCUGGCCCCUCAGGAGGGACCACAGGCUUCUGGUGGCAGCCUCAGGGAGGAGGCUCAGGAGGGCCCCCACCCACCAGCCCCCAUCUUCACUGGCUGUUUCCAUGCCUAUCCCACCAAGGUUCUGAAGCCCAUCAGCCAGCACCCCCGGGACUUCUUUCCCCAUCUCAAAGAUGGGGUGCUCUUGGGGUCCCCUGGCAAAGAGGAGGGGCUGCCGGUGAGAGAGCCAUCGUUGGUAUGGGGUGGGGAUGUCAACCGUCCCUCUGCAUUCCACAAAGGUGACUCCAGAAAAGGCAGCCUCUAUCCCAAGCCCAAAGCCUGCUGGGUGUCCCCCAUGGCCAAGGUUCCUGCUGAGAGCCCCAUGCCCCUUCCCACCUUCCCCGGCAGCCCAGGCCUCAGCAAGCGCGGCCAGGAGGAAGAGGGCUUUGCUCCUGGUGGCAAAAAACUGCGGGCAGUGUCUCCCUUUCUCAAGGAGGUGGAUGCCAAGGAGUGUGGGGUCAAGCCCAUGGGGCCGGGCUUGGCUGUCUCCUGCCUGCUGAGUCCAGCCCUGGGGCCUGCCCUCCCAGAUGCCUACAGGGGCACCAUGCUGCGCUGCCCACUGAACUUCACCAGCACCCCGGACCCCUUAAAAGGCCAGGCUACGCUCCCCUUCAGCCCCCUGGUCAUCCCAGCCUUCCCAGCUCACUUCCUGGCCACUACAGCACCCCCACCUAUGGCCACUGGCCUUAUGCACUUUCCUCCAGCAUCCUUCGACAGUGCCCUCCGCCACAGACUUUGCCCAGCUUCGUCUGCAUGGCACAUGCCACCUGCCACAACCUAUGCAGCACCCCACUUCUCUUUCCACCUUAACACCAAGCUAUAGGUCGGAGUUUGCCAUUCUGCAGAGGAUCUGACACAGCCCGAGAUGGGGCAUACUGCCAGGGGACUCUGGGCUGGAAGCCCAUUCUGCAAGAGAGCUUGGCUGUGCCCAAUACAGGAAUGGGCCCUUGGCAGGGCAGCCUGACACAGGGAGGCAGUGGGAAAACUGGGUUUGUCUCACAGUCACAGCCUGAGUCUGGGGGCUGGGAUCCAGUUGUAGGAAGGCCUUGGGAGGAGACAGUGCAGGGUUGGCAGCUCCCAGUUGGGGCCCCCAGAGUGGAGGCCAGUAAUGGGGUGAGGGGCUAAGAAGCCAGAUAGCAGCUUGGGGCAUCCAGGUGCCCACAGAAAAUCCAAUAAAAUGCCAGUGUGAAUCUACUUUC